AUGAGCGGCGAGAUUGAUGCCGUCUACAUCUAUGACGAGCACAACGCCCCCCUCGUCGAACGUGUAUACCGAGCCCGCCCGCCCUCGGCGGCCGCGAUCCUGCCCCUCUACCUCGCUCAUGCCGAACCUCGCCCCUCCUUGCUGUACAUUCCUAAUGCAUCGCCGCCGGUGACGGUUUUUUCGAUUAUCCAAUCGAAUCUGCUGUUUCUCGCCGUCAGUGAGGUGGACACCGAGCCACUCUUGGCCUUGGAAUUCCUGCAUCGCGUGGUCGAUGUAUUGGAGGAAUUUGUAGGCGCGCCACUGCUUGCGACCAAGAUUCAGGCCAACUAUGAUGUGGUUGCUCAGUUGCUGCAUGAGAUGUGCGAUGGGGGAUUGGUAUCCAAUACGGAACUCAAUGCUUUGCAAGAGGUUGUUGAGGUGCCCGGGUGGAUGGGGAAGCUUCUCGGCGGAAUAAGCAUGCCUGGGGCAUCGACACCGACCUCAGGUACCGUCAACCCUCUGAAGCAAUCACUCGCCGCUGCUAGCGCAACUCAGGGCCCCGCAAUACCCUGGCGACGACCUGGAGUACGACACACAUCAAACGAGCUAUACGUCGACAUCAUUGAAUCUCUCUCUGUGACCAUGGCGCCAUCUGGGCGAUUGCUUUCCGCUAUGGCAUCUGGAACUAUUGCAUUCACCGCAAAGAUAUCGGGAGUUCCGGACUUGCUCCUGUCAUUAUCGGCGCCGGGUGGUCAGCAAUCACUUGCUCGCAAGAUUGAACUACCGGUAUUUCACCCGUCUGUUAGACUUGCUCGCUGGCGAGAGCGGCCCGGCGAACUUAGCUUCAUACCUCCAGAUGGACGAUUCAUUCUGGCUGGGUACGAAGUCGAUCUUCUUCCGGUAGACCCUGAUCUAGACGAACCGCCAAGUCACAUGGAGAAACUGUUUCUACCGGCCAUUGUGGACAUCCGCAAAUCCCUCGGUCCGACCGGCUCAGAUUUCGAGGUUAGGUUGACUCUGAAUACCAACUUCCCCGGUCAUAGUUCCUCGAAGUCAACAGCCACGCGGAAUGGAUCAGGGACAUCAACUCCUUCCUUCUUGGGUGUCGGAAGCAGUAACUCCACAGGACCCGUGCUGGAGGAAGUAGUCGUGAGCGUUCCGAUAUCCAAGUCCAUACGGCACAUCACAGACAUGCAGGCGAGUCGUGGUGACGCACAGUACUCUCAUAGCACUGGUCUCCUCGAAUGGCGAGUCCCCACAAACCGUGAAGCUGGGACCAUUUCAGGCACUGCGACUCUCCGAUGUUCCGUUGCAGGUUAUCCAUCAGUCGAUGAGGACCAUGAAGACAGUGUCGAGGAUGACGAGGAUGCCAAUGCAAACCUUCUGCAAGGCUAUUAUGAAGCCCCCAACGCAUACGACGACCCAUCCGCAAGUACUACCAGAAGGAGGCGCGAUCCCUCAAAGAAAAAGAAAAAGAAGAAGAAGGAGAAGGGAACCAAGAAAUCAUCCCGCUCUGCCGCUCUUCUCGAAGAAGCUGGCGAAGGCGAAGGGGAAAGCCUCGCUGAAGGCCUGUCAGACGCACCUGCCAGAGCGACAACCCCAUCUCCGAGCCACUCUAAACCUCAUACGCCUACCCCUCCCUCACAACCUCAACCACCAUCCCAGCUUCCUGCGUUCUUUGCACCUUCAUCCGCACCUCGUGCCGGGCCUCGCAGAACGAAAGCCCAAAUCAAUACAAGCCUCAUGCCGACGUCUGCCGCUGUCUCCUUUUCUGUGAGAGGGUGGCUUCCAUCUGGCAUCAAGGUGGACAGCUUGAACAUUGAUCAACGCCGCAGUCGUGGAGUCGGUGACAGCAUCAAGCCGUACAAAGGGGUGAAAUAUCUAUGCGUGAGUCGACGCGGUGUGGAACGACGUUGCUGA
Molecule: messenger RNA, 1899 nt
Organism: Penicillium cinerascens
Lineage: Eukaryota; Fungi; Ascomycota; Eurotiomycetes; Eurotiales; Aspergillaceae
Product: putative AP-3 adaptor complex subunit mu
Exons: 3
Coding region: 1-1899 (632 amino acids)
Biological process (GO): endocytosis; intracellular protein transport
Cellular component (GO): clathrin adaptor complex; cytoplasmic vesicle
Source: RefSeq, a predicted model, not a curated record